Cladocopium goreaui is the source of this 3642-nucleotide messenger RNA. Lineage: Eukaryota; Dinophyceae; Suessiales; Symbiodiniaceae. The record is from the annotation of a GenBank genome assembly.
CAGCUGGCAUCUUUUCUGUGUCGGUUUGACAAAUGCCAAUCGAUUCAAUCCUUACAUGAGCCCGGCCCAUCGAUGGGGGCGCACUGGGCGCACUCUGUGCCAGGCAGCAGUUCUUUCUUUUUGGUGGCCGACCUCGGCUGAACGCAUCCAUGGAUUUUUUGAUGCGCAGCUGCUACCCUCAGACUGCCAGGGAGGAGUUCUCCAACUGGAUGGGAGGUACACAACAGUGGAUGAGGUGCAAUACCACGAGGACUGUACACUCAGGGGCGCACCUGGAACAGUGGUCGAGGUGGUUGGAGAGAUCCACUUCCUGCAGAACGCCUGGCUCGAUGGAUCCCUUCGCUUCGUGAAAGCCAAGGGAAGCCAAAAAGCAGCGUUGCCGAUGCAGCAUCGCUGCCUGGAUGUCGAGGGCUCUUUGGAAUUCUUGGAUCCUGACGUGGAGUUCAUAAAUUGCGGAAGCGACAGCACUGAUGAUGGAGGUGCCUUCUACGUUGAACAGAAUGUGACGGUGAGCAAUGGCCGUGUAGUGGCUCGAGGCUCAAAGGCCAAGUGGGGAGCGGCAGCUUAUGUUGGUGGUAGUUUCACGAUGACUGGUGGCAGCCUGCUGAUUGAAAACAGCACAGCUGGGGAGAGUGGUGGAGGACUCUACGUGAAGGAUGGAGAUUUCCACCACCUCGGCGGCAAUGUCACGAUGUUCAACAGCAUUGCUGGCAUCUAUGGAGGCGGUGUCUACAUGAACCGGGGAAAGUACCACCUGGCAGGCUACCUUCGCUUCGAGAACUGCUUCGCGACCAGCGCCGGGGGAGGUCUCCAGGCGCGGAAUUUCCAGAGGAAAAACUUUGGCGCCUUCAACCAGACGCCCAGUGGUGUGUUGGAAGCAAAGAACUGCACCGCGGGCUUGCAGUACGGUGAAGGUGGGGUGAUGGCCACUCAAGAUAGCAUCGUCGCUGGGAGGGUGCUGGUGGAUGGCUGUAGAGGCUCCACUGCAGGCUGCUUCGAGGCCAAACGCCUCUUGGACAUCAAAUCCACCGGCUCUGUGGUGCUCCGCAACUGUAGAGCCGAAAACUACGGAGGAGCCUUCAUGGGAACUGCCGCGGCAGUGCGGGGCAAGUUAGAUGUCAUCAACUGCUCUGCGUCCGUGGGUGGUACCAUCUAUGCAGUUCGAAGGCUGUUUUUUGCGGAGGGGUCCCUGGUGCGCAUUGAGAACAGCUCGGCGGCGACACAGGGUGGAGCCAUUUGGGCCGGAGUCAUCAGCCAGGGAGGGGGAGAGAUCAGCUUCCGGAACUGUCGGAGCGCGAUGAAGGGAGGAGCCAUCAAUUCCAACGAGGUCUUUCGCCAAGAGGCAGGUUCAACGAGCUUCACCUCUUGCUCUUCCCGGCUCGGUGGCGCUAUGUUCGUUUUGGCUUUGGAAGCCAAAGGGAACAUGACUUUCCAAGACUGUCUUGGUGCGGGUCCUGGGGGCGCCAUCCAUGCCGUUGGCGCGGUCGAACAGCUGAGCACGGACAGCUACAUGACCUUCAAGCGAUGCAAGAGCAAGAAAUCGGGCGGUGCAAUUUUUGCCGUGUAUUUGUCGCAACAGGGCCACAUGCAGUUCUUGAGCUGCAAAGCCCGGCGCUCUGGUGGGGCUGCCUCGAUCAACGAUGCCGUCAACAUGGAAAACAUAGGAGGUGCAAAGUCCAAAGCCAGUGACAGUGAUGAGGACAGCCCCUCAGCGUCAACGUCCACCAGGCGCGCCUUGCUGAGGUAUGCGCCGAAGUUGAAAGGCGUCAAGGGGAUGGUGCUGUUAAACGGCAGUUCAGAGUUCCGCGGGUGCAAGGCUGGCGCCGGCGGCGCGCUCUUCGCGCGCAACGAUGUGCUGCUCACGCGCAAGCUGGGGCACGCCUCGUUCCUGAACUGCAUCGCUGACGCCUUCGGGGGGGCGCUGCAUGGCCGUGAUAUCCAGCUGCUGGGAGACGUGCUCUUUCGCAAUGUCUCGGGCCUGGCGGGCGGUGUCAUCCAAUCCGUGGGCUCGGUGGAGGUGCCGGGCGUGGUGAUGCAACAGACCUCCGCGCCGCAGAUCUCCGCGUUGAAGUUGAUCCAGAUGUCCAACGUGUCUGUGGAAAAUACUUCGCACGUUUGGUUUGUGGCGCCAGAAAUUCAUCUGAAAGACGUGCGUUGCGACAAUGGCUUGGCCUCCUUCAAGGAGCCGCAUCAUGUGGGCUGCCGCAGCUGUGAGGAGAACAAGUUGCAGGUGAGUGGUGGACCCGUCCUUGACGAUGAGCUGCCGACGAAGCAGUGUUGGCCGGCUCCCCGGGGCACAGCAGAGAUUGAUACCUAUCACUUGAAGUUGAAGAAGGGUUUCAUGACUCAGAAGGCCAACAUCACGCGAAGCUUUCGCUGCCCGAACCGCAUGGCUUGUGUCGGUGGGAGCGUGUCUACCGAUGGCUGGGGUGCGAUGUGUGCGGAUGGAUACGAAGGGCAGGGCUGCACCAAAUGCGCCACCAACUUUGGGCCGGCUGACAACACGGUCUUUGUGUGUGUGCGGUGCCCGUCCCAGAGCUGGCAGCAGAAUUUUCAGAUGUCGCGCUUCGUCCUGCAGGACCUGCUACUGUUUGGUCUGUCGGUGAUGGGCGUCUCUUCCAGCACUCGGAAGGUGGAUAGCAAGAUCUUAACGAACCACUUCAUGUCCUUCGUGGCAGCUGCGGGUCCUGUGCUUCAAGCAGUACAAGAGACACCCACCUUUUCACACAUCAUGCAAUCUUUGGAGUACCUCGAGGGUGUCUCUUCGGCGGUGGACGAAGACUCAGGUUCCACGGGGAUCUCUGCGCGUUGCAUUUUGAACUAUCUGAGCCUCCCAACGCAUUGGUGGGCACGUAUCAUGCUGAAUCUGCUGACGCCCUUCCUUUCAGUGCUGGCUUUGACCCUGCUGCGCGGCUGGCGCAUCGCCGUGGUGGUAGGAGUGAAUUGCUUUCUACCGAAGGUUUGCCUUUGCUUCGCCAGAUACUUGGUCUGCUACCGUAUGGAACCCGAACAUGAGGGUGGACAGCUCUUCUGCGAAUGGGCGCUCUACACCAACUUUUCCCUGCUUUCUCUGCUGCUGGUGGUGGCUUCCAUAGCCCUGGCAGGGCCAGCCUUGUGGUGGAUGCUGCUAGGAGAUGAGGAGCACAAGGACGAACCCUUCUACCUGUACUUGACAGCCUCGUAUAAAGAGGAAUGGAAGAGUUGGGAGGCGACGCGACUGAUUCGCAAGGUGUUUUUGGCCAUCAUUUGCGCUGCACUGCCAAUCAGUCUCCAUCCCGCCAUGCAGAUCAUGUGCAUCAGCUUGGUCUUGCUGACGGCUCUGGUGCUGGAAAUGCAGUUCCACCCCUACAAGGACAAUCGUUGGAACUUGGAAGAGAAGAUUCUUCUCACCGUGUCCUUAGCGAUGGUCAGUGUCACUUCUUGCUUCCUGGCCAACGAGUACCACUGGUCCUCGACGCACCGAAAUCAGUGCUUCCUGCUGACGUUGAUCUUGCUGCUGUGCAUUGUGCCCUCCACUAUCCUCAUUGUCCUCAUCCUACACCAACUGCUGCGGGAGAAGGGUAUCCUAAAGGGCACCCCGACCGAAAAGGUCGAGGAAACGCAGGAGCCGCGGAGCCACAGCUCGAGUGAUUGAGAAAUGAC